AUGGCUCUCUAUCCGAAUAAUGUGCUCUGUCGAGCAGACCAGCAAGCCCUCUGUCGUGCCUUUGGAAUUCGCCUCGUUCCCUCGCCCACUGUCGUGCAGCUGGCCAAAAAUGCCGGGUUCGACUCGCUCUUCAUCGACCUCGAGCACUCCACCCUCAUCCUUAAUAAGGCCAGCUAG
Aspergillus puulaauensis is the source of this 177-nucleotide messenger RNA. RefSeq lists its product as uncharacterized. The coding region runs from base 1 to 177 and encodes 58 amino acids. NCBI's taxonomy places the organism in Eukaryota, Fungi, Ascomycota, Eurotiomycetes, Eurotiales, Aspergillaceae. The record is from RefSeq and is a predicted model, not a curated record. The transcript has 2 exons. Gene Ontology annotation, molecular function: catalytic activity.